AUGACAACAAUCCCACCAGCCGAUGCGGGCUUGACUCAUCCUGAAACAGAUGCUAGCGAAAUUGAAUCAGACAAAGGUAUAAUGAAUCGAGAAGAAAUGACUAUGUCAUCUUCUCAAUGUGGCUCAGUUUCGCCGAUGAACACUCCCGUGUCAGAUCGGCCGGCUGUAAUCAAUGAUUUUGAAGCUGCAAACCCAAAGGACGAGAUCAUUGCGCAGAAACAUUCCACCCAGUCUGAUGAGAAGCUCCAGCAGUCUUCGACCGUUUUAUCCAUGGAGUCUAACGAAAUCGAUAUCACAAGAGACCAAAAUGCCGCAAGCACUUGUGACACGCUUAGUCGGGUCAGACAGGGUCUUCGAGAAGGUAGAUUUGAGAUACCUCCUUUCAAGAGCCAUGACUACGAUGAUACUACACACCCUGCAGGAACUUGCCGAUUUCCUUCGAUUCCGCAACAACUUUAUCUGUCACCGCUCCGUCGCCGCUUUGAUUUGUCACAUCUGCUGCCCGACAGAAGCCUACCUUUCAAUUGCCAGAUCAUGGAGCAUGUGAAAUCAUGGGCAGAGCUAGGGACCAGAAUCGAAGAUGACGCACGACGAAAAGAGGUUCUUGAUCAUGUUUUUGAUGUUUUGCAAAAAGCAUGGUUCGAAGCACUGCGCCUUGGCUACGACUCAGGAAUAUCAGCCCCAGAUAGCGGCAAACGUCGUCAGCGUCCGCCUAUGGCUCCUACUUCUGGCAAGAGACAGUUGAAUCUUGGCCAGCUUCCGCCCUUAGCUAGACCUCGCCAGAGGAAAGUAGAACCUUCAAAAUUACCGAUCUUCGUGUCGGAAAGCUACAAGAACUCCCAGUUUUGGGGCGUUACUGCGGGCGAGCUGAAGCAAGCUGGCAUCUCCGAGAAUCGUGUCCGUAAGAGAGCUGCAACCGACUUGAGUGCUGGUGACGAAUUGUUACAAGAGGUUCUUGAUGAUUUGGAAACAGAAGAUAUUUCUGAGACGGACUGGCGGCGCACGGAGGAAGUCACGCCGUUAAAUCCUCUGGGUCGAGAUCUCCUUCACUAUUCUCUCUUUGAGGUGCAGAUGUCACGACGUAGCCUCAACAACCUCGAAGGGCUCUAUGUCCGAUUCACAACGAAACAACAAAAGUUGAAUACCCAGAAACGCAUUGAUGAAGAAACGAAACGCCACAAUCUAUUUCUUGCCCUUGCUCUUGAGGUCAACGAUCGAGCUGAGACUACAUCCUCCAUGUCACCAGAAAGUGUUGACCAAGAAGGAUACAAUCUCGGUAGGCAGUUUCCGGACACUGGCAAAAAAAAUUCUGCCGUUGGCAUACCCUUGAUCGAUUUCAUGGAGAAGGUUAUCGCUGUGACUAAUAUAGGAGAGCUCAGACGGUUAGCCAGCUCAGGAUCGUUUAUCGUCCCUGAAUUCGUUUCCGACACAGAUAUUCUCUUUACAGACUCCCAAAGCGAUGAGGAGAUCGCCAGGACUGCCUUGAGAGACCUCCUGCAGGAUAUCCAUUCAAUCAAUUCUCUAUCUACUGCUGCCGAACAAGCAGCUGGCGACCCGGAGAGACACCUGCGCCUAGAGACUGAAACUGCACAGUUGGAGAAGAGGAUUACUGAAAAGAGAAGCCUCUUAGCAGACCUAUUCUCUAGCCUGAAACACCAGUCUCUGAAAACUGAUAACGACAACGAUGCAUCUAAAGAUGUUGAAAUGGGAGGAUUUCAUGAUGAUGCACAAGUUCUUAUAUUGGGCGAGUGUGCUACCACAAGCGAGAAUUUCUCCAAAGAUUCCCAUGAGACAAAGUCUUCAGACAGUAUUUCCACAAAUACCAAUGAUCAGGAAGAGGUUGAUGCUGACCGGGUUGAAUGCCCCCAGACGCCCCUCGCGAAACAUGAUCAUGAUGCCACGAUGGAGCCUUGUCCACCCUGUCUUCCUCCUGCGGGGAGUAAGGAUGAGGAUAUUCAUGUCGCUUCACCAUCCUCUUCGCAAGGAGAACAAGCCUCGGAAACCCGCAACCAGUUUGAUGGGAAACAACUAAACAACAUUAUCUCCAAAGCUCUCGAAGAACAGGCCGGGAACCAGUCUUUGGUGGUGAAGCUGCGAUACCCCAAAGGCUUCGAUCCCGACAAGCUCACAAGCGAAAAGGUCUUUAAUCACAAGGGGUUCCGCUACCGUUACACUCGCGCCUCAAGCCUCGCUGAGCGUCGGGAAAUGGACGAAUAUCUAGGUUCAUAUGUGCGACAAACCUGCGAAUGUCCAGUCCCAAAUUUUCGUUUUGGAAGGUACGAAGCGCUCUGUCAUCCCGCUGACCCCAGCCGAAAGACAAUCAUCCAUGGAAUCUGGGACAACAGCGAUGGCAGCAAAGCAGAAGAAGCCGAAUGGUUCUACGGCGGCGGUGCUGACUGUCAACCACCAGCAGUCCAGCACGAUCACAAUCUCUGGAUGAAGACUUGGAGGCAGAGUACUACCGGCGAAGGGGAGGGAGAGUCAGAUGCCCAAGCCCAACAAGGACCUGAACCGGAUCAACCACAGCUCGUGAACAAGAAUCUGAAAAAUGUCCUGAAGAUCAAGAUCAAGACGAAGCCUAAUGCGAACAUUGGCAAAAGACGCAAAAUGCGACCCGGCAGUCAAUCACGAGCCAGGCCGUUACCAGCGUCACCGUUGUCACAAUCCGUGACAACAUCGUCCACCAAAGCCCGGAAACGUGCCAGAUCAGCGUCUGCAGGCAGACCGAGAUCGAAACGACAUGCUGGCAAGCAAGUCAAGUAUACCGAAGUUGAUGGCGGCGUCGACGACGAUGAUGAAUUUGUGCCAUCAGAUUAAGUCAGAGGUUUAUUUAGAGAGUAUUUCAACAUCACCACCCACCUUGAAGUCGUUGAUGGAUACCAGAAAAGCAUUUGAGCCGUCUGAACUACAGCUACAGAGAGUAGCACUGGCGGACUUAUUAAAUAAGCCCGCACAGAGUUCCG
This is a messenger RNA of Exophiala oligosperma, 2963 nucleotides long. RefSeq lists its product as uncharacterized. The record is from RefSeq and is a predicted model, not a curated record. Lineage: Eukaryota; Fungi; Ascomycota; Eurotiomycetes; Chaetothyriales; Herpotrichiellaceae. Bases 1 to 2817 code for a protein of 938 amino acids. The transcript has a single exon.